This is a messenger RNA of Cetraspora pellucida, 372 nucleotides long. The record is from the annotation of a GenBank genome assembly. NCBI's taxonomy places the organism in Eukaryota, Fungi, Glomeromycota, Glomeromycetes, Diversisporales, Gigasporaceae.
GCUAUGUCUGUUGUCGGUGUACUUCAAGAUGAUACUGAUCUAAUGGUUAGUGUCAUGAAACUUGAGAAAGAACCUAUAGAAUCACAUGCAGAUAUUGGUAAAAUACUUUUGGCUAAAGGCGUGGCGAAUCAAACAUCUGCAACUUUUCUGUGCGUUAUGGGUUCAGAAUUGAUCCAAAAAAAUCUUAGAAAUGGUCCAAAACUUGUUACGCAAAUUAUUCCGUGUGGUGAAAGGGAAAUUCAAAGAACUAUGUUAGAACUUUUGAAUCAGUUAGACGGGAGAAUUACAUUAUCAGAUGAUGUGGAUCUUGAGGAAUUUGUAUUGUCUAAAGAUGAUUUGAGUGGUACUGACAUUAAGGCUAUUUGUACUUAG